Molecule: messenger RNA, 2005 nt
Organism: Cucumis melo (muskmelon)
Lineage: Eukaryota; Viridiplantae; Streptophyta; Magnoliopsida; Cucurbitales; Cucurbitaceae
Product: acetolactate synthase small subunit 1, chloroplastic-like
Exons: 13
Coding region: 138-1580 (480 amino acids)
Biological process (GO): L-valine biosynthetic process
Cellular component (GO): cytosol
Molecular function (GO): acetolactate synthase activity; acetolactate synthase regulator activity
Source: RefSeq, a predicted model, not a curated record
AAAGAAAACGCGAGGAAUGCCAAAUGUCAUUUAGCGUCCGCAUGCGGUGCGAGUCAUGUAACUGUGUGGUUUGCUUUUAGUUUUAACUCUCCCACUCCUCACUUUCCUUCCGAAACCACUAUUCAAUCCAAUCAUCCAUGGCGGCCGCCGUAGCGCUUUGCCCAGCUCCUGUAAAAGCUCACAAACCUCCCUAUUCUGCACUUGCCUCUAGACAUUUCUUCUCUACAAGUUUAAUCGUCAAGUACCAGAAAGUGCAGAAAUGGAACCGUUUCGAGUUCCAGAGGCUGCAGGUCUCUUCUGCUGCUGUUAAUGAUAAUGCAGUGACUGUAACCGACUCUUCUCGGCCCUCCAUUCGUUCUACGGUGAUGCGACAUACUAUAUCUGUCUUUGUUGGUGAUGAAAGUGGAAUCAUAAACCGAAUCGCCGGUGUCUUUGCUAGAAGAGGUUACAACAUCGAGUCCCUUGCUGUUGGAUUGAACAAGGAUAAGGCUCUCUUUACCAUUGUUGUUACUGGAACGGAGAAUGUCUUGAGACAAGUUGUGGAGCAGCUAAACAAACUUGUCAAUGUUAUUAAGGUAGAAGAUAUCUCAAGACAGCCCCAAGUGGAGCGUGAGUUGGUGCUUAUGAAACUCAAUGCAGAUUCAAGUACUCGUGCUGAGAUAAUGUGGUUAGUAGACAUCUUCAGAGGAAAAAUUGUGGAUAUUUCAGAACAUUCAGUGACUAUUGAGGUGACCGGAGAUCCUGGUAAGCUGGUUGCUGUCGAAAGAAAUUUCAGCAAAUUUGGAAUUAGAGAACUUGCUAGAACUGGAAAGAUAGCUUUGAGAAGGGAGAAAAUGGGAGAGACAGCUCCCUUUUGGAGGUUCUCAGCAGCCUCUUAUCCUGAUCUUGAAGAUUCUAGGCCAGUUGACUCAUUUGUUGGGGAUGCAAUUCAAUCAUUCAAUGGCAAAGUCCCUACAUCAACCGGUGAUGUAUAUCCUGUGGAGCCAUAUGAAAGUUUUCAUUCAGGUCAAGUUCUUGAUGCUCACUGGGGUGUUCUCUAUGAUGAGGAUUCAAGUGGUCAUCAAUCACAUACAUUGUCCAUGCUAGUAAACGACUAUCCUGGUGUUCUCAAUGUUGUUACUGGGAUCAUUUCUAGAAGAGGUUAUAAUAUUCAGAGUCUUGCUGUAGGACAUGCAGAAAGGCAGGGGUUAUCUCGUAUUACAACUGUCAUUCCUGGAACUGAUGAAUCAAUUGGAAAGUUGGUUCAGCAGCUUCAUAAAUUAAUAGAUCUUCAUGAGGUUAGGGAUCUCACUCACUUGCCAUUUGCUGAGAGAGAAUUAAUGUUGAUAAAAAUUGCAGCAAAUGCUGCUGCCCGAAGGGAUGUCCUUGAUAUUGCUGACAUCUUCCGUGCAAAAGCUGUUGAUGUAUCUGGUCAUACAAUUACUCUUCAGCUCACUGGCGAUUUAAACAAGAUGGUUGCAUUGCAGCGGUUGCUGGAGCCAUUCGGGAUAUGUGAGGUGGCAAGGACAGGAAGGGUGGCAUUGGAAAGAGAAUCAGGUGUGGACUCGGCAUAUCUUCGGGGCUAUCCCCUUCCAAUCUAAGUCCCAGUUAAAUUGAUGAAGUAGAAUGGGAGGACGGUAAGCAAAAUGAUGGAGGUUUAGGUCCCGCCUAAUGGACUUGAUUUGAGGUUGGAUUGUAAAUGAAGCUGGUGGAUGCACUAACUCAGAUUUCAAACAUCGUAGAUGAUGGUUUCUACUCUGUAGCAGUAUUGUGAAUGGCCACAGCCAUAAGUUUAAGGCAUUUUAAUUGUAUUGUAGUCCCUGUUGGCUUAAGAACAUUUCUUAAUUAGUUUGUUAAAACAAGUGACAAGUAGUGGAAGUACAUUCUUGUUGUACCAAUAAUGGUAUUAUAUUGGCCAGUUUUGUACUAGUUCAAGGGAGAUUCUAAAUUAGUAGUCAAGUAGUUGAACUUUUUUUUUCCUGUAAUGAUAUUCUAAGUGGUAAAAUAUGUUGCUCAUAGAUCUCAA